CAGAUACAGACCAGUAGCAUGUCCCAAAUAGUGGAACACCUUGCGGAGAGCAAGAAUAUUCAACAAGGCAGUGAGCAACAGCAUGAGAGGCGACUACAAGAGAUUGCGGGAAUACAAGAUCGCUGCUUACAAGAGAUGCAACAUCGCAUGGAAUCUUUCCAGAAGACUAUUGGUGAGUCUAUUGACAAGUUGCACUCUACUUUGACCGUUCCUCCAGUUCAGCAAGAAGUCGUUUCGAGGUCUUGGAACUAUGAAGAUGUUGGUUGUCCUUCAGAGUUUGAUGAGAAACCUAGGUCAGAUUCUGCAGGAAAAUCUCGACCGUUCAAAUCACCUACGAUGCCAAUGAGUCAAAAACAAGAUUUAGUAGACGAAGAUAUUCCAGAGUCCUUUCCUCCUCAAAGGAAGCGACCAUGGGC
Molecule: messenger RNA, 416 nt
Organism: Owenia fusiformis
Lineage: Eukaryota; Metazoa; Annelida; Polychaeta; Sabellida; Oweniidae
Source: the annotation of a GenBank genome assembly